GCGGCUACGGAGACGACGGGAAUUGCAGGUGCGACCAUGGCUGGCGGUAAGAUUCAGAAGAAACGCCAUCAACAAGCGGCGCCGCCGCAGCAGCAGAGGUGGGGUGGGGGCGUCCCCUUCGAGAAGUCCAAGGGGCAGCAUAUCCUCAAAAACCCCAUGCUAGUCGAUACCAUCGUCCAUAAGUCCGGCAUCAAGCCCACCGAUGUCGUUCUCGAGAUCGGACCCGGUACGGGUAACCUCACCAAGAAGCUUCUCGAGGUCGCCAAGUCGGUCGUCGCCGUGGAGCUCGACCCUCGCAUGGUCCUCGAGCUUAACCGCCGGUUCCAGGGCACCCCGCACUCUAACAGCCUGAAGGUAAUUCAAGGAGAUGUGUUGAAGUGUGAGCUUCCAUACUUUGAUAUCUGUGUUGCAAACAUCCCUUAUCAGAUCUCAUCACCUCUGACCUUUAAGCUAUUAGCACAUCGUCCAGCCUUCAGAUGUGCUGUUAUCAUGUUUCAGCGUGAAUUUGCGAUGAGAUUAGUUGCAAAUCCUGGCGACAAUCUAUACUGUCGGCUUUCUGUGAACACUCAGCUGCUGGCACGGAUUUCCCAUCUCCUGAAAGUUGGACGAAAUAAUUUUAGGCCCCCACCCAAAGUUGAUUCCUCUGUUGUGCGAAUAGAGCCUAGGCGACCACUUCCACCAGUAAGUUUCAAGGAGUGGGAUGGAAUGGUGCGCCUUUGUUUUAACCGUAAAAACAAGACCUUGGGAUCAAUCUUCAAACAAAAAAGUGUGAUUUCAUUACUGGAAAAGAAUUACAGGACUUUGCAAGCCUUGCAACUAAAUAAUAAAAGUCAACUGGAGGAGGAUAAAGUGUCCUUAGAAGAUGUUGCAGUUUUAGCAGACAUGGUUGAGGACCUAAGCAUGGGCAAUAGUGAUGAGAAGGAUGAUCAAGAGAUGGAAGUAGAAGACAUGGAUAUGGUCGGGGAGGAUGGCAACGAUGCCAGUUUUAAGGCCAUAGUGUUGGGGAUUCUGAAGCAGGGAGAUUUUGCAGAAAAGAGGGCAGCUAAGUUAACACAGGUAGACUUCCUGUAUUUACUCUCGCUCUUCAACAAGGCAGGAAUUCAUUUCUCUUGACCCACCACAAGUACAAUUGUUCAUGCAGUGAUUUUCUUCUUUCUAGAAAAUUUUUGUACUAGUCGAGUGCUUUCAAAGUGUUUAUCUUUUCUGGGAGCUUAUUCCCUCUUUUUUCUUUUGAACUAGAAUAUUUUUGUAAUCUAAGAAUGAGUGCUUUGUGCGAGUUUGUAGUAAGUUUUGAUCCAAUUCAUGAUUCCAAGGACCUCAAAAUUGAUCCAAUUCUGUUUCUCUAUCAA
This is a messenger RNA of Zingiber officinale, 1349 nucleotides long. RefSeq names its product ribosomal RNA small subunit methyltransferase-like. Gene Ontology annotation, biological process: rRNA methylation. Gene Ontology annotation, molecular function: rRNA (adenine-N6,N6-)-dimethyltransferase activity. Gene Ontology annotation, cellular component: mitochondrial matrix. The record is from RefSeq and is a predicted model, not a curated record. Lineage: Eukaryota; Viridiplantae; Streptophyta; Magnoliopsida; Zingiberales; Zingiberaceae. The coding region runs from base 37 to 1113 and encodes 358 amino acids. The transcript has 2 exons.